CAACCCACUGAUUCAAUAGAAUCAAUCCAUUGCUCUCACUUCCCAAGAUUUCUUCUCCAAGGGAACACAGAAAUGGACAAGCGACCGAUAAUCGCCGCCGCCGGCGAUACUGACCGGAUAUCAGCACUGCCCGACGAAAUCAUACACAACAUCCUAUGCCGUCUGGACGCUCCCGAACAAGUGGCGAGAACCAGCUGGUUGUCCCGGAGAUGGCUUCAUCUAUGGCAAUCAUACCCGAUGCUUGAGUUCCGCCUCCAGGAGUUCGACCAGUCCACCGCCACUUACGAAAAAUUCGCCAGAUUCGCUGCGGCCUCGUUCAGGAGGAUUUCUCAGUACUACGAGAACUGCAAGGCGCCGUUGGACUCGUUCAGAUUCUCACUGCCGAUUCGCGGAUUCGCUGAUUUCCAGAUCGUGAGGGAAGACUUCGACAUGUUGCUAGCGUCGGCGCUGGGUGGCGCCGCCGAGUACGGAUCCCCGCUCGAGGUCGUGAUCAGAUUCGGAGCCCUCAGCGUCUACAGUUUCCCGGCGGGAUCCUUCUCCAAUUACAGCCGCACGAAAGUCCUCAAGCUCCAAUUCUGCAACUUGAACGGACUAGCAAAGGUUUCUCUGCACGCUCUCCAGGUUCUUGAUCUCCGAUCUGUCCAUCUCACCGAACAGUUGCUCUACAAUGUCGUUGCUAAUGCUCCUAAUCUCGAGUCAUUGUGCUUGCGACUAUGCCCUGGAAUUCGGAAGCUAGAUGUCACAAGAGGUUAGUCUUCUUCGAGCUUGAAAGGAUGGAAUAUAAGCUGAAAGCAGUAUCAUCGUCCACUUCAGCUCCGAAUCUAAAAUCUCUGAAAUUUUGGAGCAUAAAUCCAAUCUACAAGGCUUGAUCUUGAGGACUUCAUUUCCAGAUUGCCAUCUCUUGAGUAUCUGUACCUGUGGGGUGCAUGCCUUAGUGGCCAGUAUCUCUGCAGCCUCAUGGCUAAUGCUCCUUGUCUCCAGACAUUGAGAUUCGAGUAUCGCCCUGUAAUGUAAUGGGAAGGCAGCUGAAGAUAUCUCGCGGCAACUUUUCUGACUUGGAAAUCAGACUCUCCUCUGCACCUCGAGACGUGAAGUACCAGAUGGAGCUCCACCUUACUUCAGCACCUUGCCUGAGGAGUUUGGGGAUUAUAGAGUUGAGGGGGAGGGGGAGCUACAAGCUGAAUAUAGAAUCAGCAUCUGCAGCUCCGAAUCUCAAAAUUUUGAACCUUAGUGUCCCCAAGGGAUUCACGCAGAGCCAUCUUGAUGAGUUUGUUUCCAAGUUGCCAUCUCUCGAGCAUCUCUAUUUGGAAAUCACCUAUGGCGGCAGCAGCAGUGAAAUGAGUAAGAUGAGGGUUUCGAGUCAUCAGCUUCGGGUGUUAGAGCUGCAUGACCGUGUCUGCGGCGCAGAGAAGAUGAAUCUGCGGGAGCUUGAAAUAGAUGCUCCUAAUUUGGUGACUGUCCGGUACAUGGGACGUCGGUUCAGGUUUCCAAGCAAGAUUAAUGUUGUGAAUGUGAGUUAUGAUUGUCGAUUUGUAGUUGAAGGGUAUAGUGUGCCUUCCGCCACUAUGUGCUUGACAUUCGAAUGGUUUCUCCGACUGAGGCAGUCUCUCUCGACAUUGAGUCCUUUCCACCUGGUACUGCAAUUGCACGGCCUGCGGAUGUUACAACAGGUCUCAUUUGAUUUGAGUCAAGUUGAAUGCACUUCACCUCCUGUAACCAUUCAGCACCUGCAAUUGGAGACCUCAUUCGUGAAUUCCCCAGAUAGCCCCGAAGAUGAGUUUGAUAAGGCUCCUCCUGAGGUUGUUCACUGUGAUAUACAAAAUGACGCUACUUUCCUCGAUGGCCUAUUUUGGGCUUGCCGCCCUAAAUUCAUCGACAUGACCCAUCAUUCUGAUGUAGAUCGUCGGUUUGCUGAGUUCGUGUACGAGCAACUUACGAACAAAGACUCCGCUAAGUGUUGUGUGGACACCAAGUGUUGGCGACAUGAGCUAAAGGAUGUGAAGAUAGAGAAUGCAGUUCAUGAUUGUAGCAGCGAGGCCGUGGAGGUUUUCAAGAACGUCUCACCCGGUGCGACGAUUUCGUUUAUGUUAACGUGGUGUUAAUUGUCGGAUCGGUGUACAAAGGCUCGAUUUGUUUAGGCUUUCGUUUGUUAAAUCGGUUUGAGCAAGAGUAAUUGUCUGAAUUAAGCCUGAUGCCUUGCCAACUGAUAGGAUCUGAACAGACCCUUAAUAGGGUGUCAAGCGUGCCUAAGUUUUGGUCAGAGAGAGUGUUACAGCAUCAACACUGAAAGAUACAAUCUUGUGAACUUGGAGAGCACUUGGACUAGAUCAUUAAGAGGAAAUUGAUAUCCCUUGUGGCAAUUUUUUUGCUGCUGCUGUAAUCUUAUUGUUGCUUCUGCUGGUAUUUUUCCUACUGUAAUUUUUGUUGAAGCUGC
Molecule: messenger RNA, 2434 nt
Organism: Linum tenue
Lineage: Eukaryota; Viridiplantae; Streptophyta; Magnoliopsida; Malpighiales; Linaceae
Source: the annotation of a GenBank genome assembly